Messenger RNA from Alternaria alternata, 1851 nucleotides. RefSeq lists its product as hypothetical. Lineage: Eukaryota; Fungi; Ascomycota; Dothideomycetes; Pleosporales; Pleosporaceae. Bases 82 to 1515 code for a protein of 477 amino acids. The record is from RefSeq and is a predicted model, not a curated record. Gene Ontology annotation, cellular component: mitochondrial small ribosomal subunit. Gene Ontology annotation, molecular function: structural constituent of ribosome. The transcript is spliced from 2 exons.
CGAGGCUCUGACCAUCACAGAAUUCGUCUCUAGCAUCUCCAAUUCGCCCAUUGCGGAGGGCCAGCGCCUCGAUCACCCGUCAUGCCGCCCUCAACAUGUCUCCGCAGCCUCUCGCAACUGUCACUUGAUGCCGGCGCCCACAGCUGCAUCGCCCCGCGCCUGCUACGCCCACAGACAGCCUGCUUUUCCACAUCGGCCGCCCGCUAUGCUGUGGUACAGAAGAAGAAGGGCAUGACCGCCGCCCCAAAGAAGGGUGUCAAGUCUCUGAACACCAAGAAGGGCAGGGGAUCCGCAGCAGGCGAUUCCGGCAAACGGCCAGCACAAGGAGAGCGGAAAGCCCAGCGCAAGCGCAUUGUUCUGAGCAACGACAACGCAUUAGAAGUGUCCUCGCUCCAGGACCUCAGCAAGGAAAAUGUCCUCAACGAGCAGAAUGAGGGCAAGGUCAUGGGACUGCCACAGGAAAACGUAGUGGAUGCGCUGAGAGCCGUCGAGGCGUUCAAGACGACCCAGGGAUGGAGUCUGUUUAGACGGCCGGCAGUGUUGAUGAGGAAGGAGGCCAUCGAACUCGCGAGACUGUUCAAAGAGGCGGAGAGCUCCAAGAAGACAAUACGAAGAAUUCUGUCUGGACAAAGAAUGAGCGGGAAGAGCACAUUGGUACUCCAGGGUCUGACGAUGGGUAUUCUGCGGGACUGGUUUGUGAUCAACCUCCCAGAAGCCCAGAACCUUGUCAACGCUCACACAGAGUAUGCACCACUCCCGAACUCAGAACCAAUGCAGUACACCCAAGACGCAUACACUGCGAACCUCCUCCAGCAAAUUCUCCAGUCGAACGGAGCAUUCCUCGCGGCGACGAAACUUAGCACACAACCUGAGCUACCUCUCCCGCUUCCUGCAGGUGCUACACUAAAAGAGCUGGCAGCGCUUGGAAUGGCCAACCCCGAGGCAUCAUGGCCCGUCUUUGUUGCGCUAUGGAACGAGCUGUCUCUACCCGGUCGUCCACCUAUUCUUCUUGCAGUCGACGGUCUAUCACACAUCAUGCGCCACUCUGAGUACAUGUCUGCGGAAGUGAAGCCUAUUCAUGCUCACGACCUGACUCUUGUCCGCCAUUUCGUCGAUCACCUUUCAGGUCAAAGAAAAUUACCCAACGGCGGCAUGGUGCUCGGCGCAACAUCGCGAUCCAACGCACCCGCUUCCCCAGCGAUGGACUACUGCAUCGAAGCAGCCGAGGCCCGCCAAAAGGGUGCAGGCAAGCUACCACCAUGGAACCCCUACAAGAAUGUAGAUGCACGCGUGAUGGAGGCUCUCAAGGGCCUCCACAACGACUCGACUGAAUUUGACAUUAUCAACGUCGGCGGGCUAACCAAGGAAGAGGCCCGGUCGAUCAUGGAGUACUAUGCUGAAAGCGGCAUGUUGCGACACCAAGUCAACGAGGGCUUCGUAACGGAGAAGUGGAGCUUGGCGGGUAUGGGGAACAUUGGCGAGCUGGAGAAGGCCAGUGUCCGAAUGCGGUUGUAGGUGUACUAUACUGUAUCACGAUAUGUAAAGCACGUGUAGCAAUGUCAAGCAUCAUCUGGUCUUGCUAAUUGCAAAGGUACAUCCAAGCCAACAGCCUUUCCCAUCGCUCCUAUCCAUAUCAUCAGAUACUCAUCCGCUGUAACGUUUCUGUCAAGAGAGGCUUCCAUCACGCCAGCCGUCUGACACGGAUGGAUGAAAAACACAGGUCUGUUGGUGGCCGGAUGAUCCUAUGAAGAUCAGUUUGAUACCGCGCAUGCAGUUGCUUGUCUCACAGUAAUAGUGAUGCCUCCAAUGACACCAACAUUCUCAGUCUGUGCCUUGAACUGCAGCGGGACC